AUGAAUGAGAAGAUCAUAUUGUAUUCCCAAUUUAUUGGAUCUCAACAGUACCAAUGCCACAUUCCAGAUGGUUUGGUCAUUUCAAAAUGUGGGCCUGCUGCUGACGGACUGGGUGCCUUGGUGACGGAAGACAUAGAGAAGGCAGAGUUACUAAAUGCCUUUUUUGCUUCUGUCUUUACUGCUAAGGCUAGUCUCCAUGAAUUACUGGGCCCAGACACAAGAGAUAAAACUAGGAGAGAGGAAGGCUUUCCUCUGGUUGAGGAGGAUUGGGUUAGAUAUUAUUUAGGCAAACUGGACACUCACAAAUCUAUGAGCCCAGAUGGGAUGCACCCAAGAGAGCUGAGGGAACUGGCGGGGGUUAUUGCUCAGCCAUACCCAAUCUUCUUCGAGAGGUCAUGGAGAGCGGGGGAGGUGCCAGAGGAUUGGAAGAAAGCCAGCGACACUCCAGUCUUCAAAAAGGGGAAGAGGAAGGACCUGGGAAACUACAGGUCAGUCAGCCUCACCUCCAUCCCUGGAAAGGUGAUGGAGCAGCUCAGCCUAGAGACCAUCUCUAGACAUAUGAAGGAAAAGAAGGUGAUCAGUACUAGUCAUCAUGGAUUCACCAAGGGAAAGUCGUGUUUGACCAACCUGAUAGCCUUCUACGAUGGGAUGACUGGCUGGAUGAAUAAGGGGAGAGCUAUGGAUGUUGUCUACCUUGACUUCAGCAAGGCUUUCGACACCGUCUCUCGUAAUAUCCUCAUGGGAAAGUUCUGGAAGUGUGUGUUAGAUGAGUGGACGGUGAGGUGGAUUGAGAACUGGCUGGAUGGCAGAGCUCAGAGAGUGGUGAUAAAUGGGGCCGAGUCUAGUUGGAGGCCUGUGGCCAGUGGUGUCUCGCAGACAUCAGUACUGGACCUGGUGCUGUUCAACUUGUUCAUCAAUGACUUGGACAAGGGCACAGAGUGCACCCUCAGCAAGUUUGCAGAUGACACCAAACUGGGAGGAGCAGCUGACACUCCUGAGGGCUGUGCUACCAUUCCGAGAGACCUAGACAACAUGGAGAGUUGGGCAGAGAAGAACCUCAUGAAGUUCAACAUGAGGGUCCUGCACCUGGGGAGGAAUAACCCCAGACAUCAGUACAGAUUAGGAGUUGACCUGAUGGAAAGCAGCUCCGGAGAGAGGGAUUUGGGAGUCCUGGUGGACCAGAAGUUAACUAUGAGUCAGCAAUGUGCCCUGGUGGCCCAGAAGGUCAGUGGACUUCUGGCCUGCAUCAGGAGGAGUGUUGCCAGUAGGUCAAGGGAAGUGAUCCUCCCCCUCUACUCAGCUCUG
Tinamus guttatus (white-throated tinamou) is the source of this 1305-nucleotide messenger RNA. NCBI's taxonomy places the organism in Eukaryota, Metazoa, Chordata, Aves, Tinamiformes, Tinamidae. The record is from RefSeq and is a predicted model, not a curated record.